GGGGCACCUGUAAUGAAAAGCUGCUCCUCUUUGGGGAUUGGCUGUUGCCGUGGUUACCAUUUGUUUAGAGGAUCUGGGCGCUGUCCUGCAAGCAAGUCGAGGGAUUUUGCUGCUGAAUGAUGGAAGAUAGUGAUGAUGGUGAUGCAAAACUCAAAGAAGAAAUAGAAGCUGAAUUGGAUAAAAUCAGUAUUUCCUCCUUGGAACAAGAUGAGGUUGAGACUGAUUCAAAAUCAGAAAUCCAAAGUGAAGAUAGUGAUGCUGGAAGUGGUUUAGAAGAAUUACCAGAGUCAGUUCUUCACUGCAUCAACGUUAUAAAGAACAAGAGUAAAACUGUUGAAGAGCUCAUUCUUCAGGAUUUAGAAGAUAUUGAUGUUUUCAAUUGGAAUUAUGGAACAGUUUCUAAUAAUCAUAUGCAUUUAAGGAUUGGAUUAUCAACUGAAUAUGAAGAAAAUCCGGAACAACUAAUGAAGAUAUUAACUGAAAUAGAAAAAGAAGAAUUUAUGAGAAGUGAAGCCCAUUGUGUGAGUCCUGAUUUGGUUUCGGAGCCUGAUCCAUUUGACUUGCCUAUGGAUGAACAUGCUUUACCAGAUGAUGCUGAUAUAAAUUUUGGAUAUUUUGAAGUUGAGGAAAGAUGUAGACAGUCUUUUGAAGCCUGGCAAGACAAACAAAAAGAACUAGAAGAUAAAGAGAAAGAAACUCUCAAAGCUCAGAGGGAUAGAGAAGAAAAGCAAUUUCAAGAGGAGGAAGAAAAGAGACAUUGCUGGAUGAAACAAUUUGAAGUUGAAAAGAACAAAUUAGAGAAUAUACAGAAGCAAGAACAGGACAAGAUGAAUGAGGAGCUCCAUGAAGAAGAGAAAAUGUGGAAAGAAAAAUUUAAACAGCAUGAGGCAUUUAUGAAAAACUUGCAUGUACAAAUGGAAGAGGAAAGAACAAGGUUUAAAGAUCUUCAGGAAAAAGAAAAAAUGCGUUUGUUAAAACUGCAGCAUAAUGCAGCUGUAAAAAUUCAAGCUAAAUUUAAAGCAUUCAUAAUCUAUCAAAAAUAUGGCCCAAUAUUAAGAGAUCAAAUAGAAAGAAAACAAAGGAAAGCAAAGGAGUUGAAAGAAAAGGAAGCAAAUAUACGACAGAAGGAGGAAGAAAAACGGAAAAAAUUAGAGGAAGAACAAAAGAUAGAAGAAGAGAUAAAAAAACAGAAGCAAGAGGAAAGGAAAAGGAGAGAAAUAGCAUAUGAAGAAAAAAAGACCAUCCUGAGACAAGAAAGAGAGGAGCUAAGAAACAAGGAAAAAUUAAAAUUAAUAAAAGAUGCAAACCAACAGCUAAUAAUAAAUUUCACAUUAAAGAAGGGAGAACAUAAUGCCAAACAUUUAACUGUUGAAGAUAAGUCAAAGAAUAAGGGUGAGAUAGCCAAAGAAUUAGUGGAUGAAAAUUCAAAGAAGCAGGAAGAUGUUCCUCUUUGGCUAGUUAAGAAAUCAAAUAAGAGUGAAAAUGUAGGUAGUCAGUUUGUCUUGAAAGAACCAACACAAGUACAGUUGAAAUCAAACCAAGCAAUUUUGCCAGAAUUAAAAACAGAAGAAAAAAGUGAAAGCCUAGCAAAAAACCAAUGUUCUGAAAAAUUGAUUAAGCAAGAAAUAAAAUAUGAAAAUAUGUACAAAAGAACUGAAUUAGAAAUCUUAGAUCUGAAAGAAAAUGUGACGAAACAGCUUCAGCAAGAAUUAAACUCACAAACACAAAACCAGGAAAGUGUGGAACAUGCCAUAAAGGAGAAUGAGGGGAAAAAAGUCCAAAUAAUAAUAACAGAACAUAAUCAAGAAAUGAAUGAGGUGAAGAAUGAGGAAGCACAGAAAAUAAUCAAAUAUAAUGAACAGAAAAUGAUACAGAAAGUAGAAAAAGGAGAGAUAUCACAAGAGAAUGGAUCAUAUGAAGAGAACACUUCAAUUAUGUCAAUAAAACAAGAACUACUACCAUUAAAAUUAGAAAAUUCUGAAGCUAUGGGGGAAUAUCUGAUACUACAAGAAAAAGAAAUUAAUUUAAAACCCAAAGAAAUUGAGGAAAACUCAAAAGACAAUGCUCUAAAUAGUGAUGUUAUUUUCUUCAACACCACUGAUGCCAUGGUAAAUAUAGAAGGCAAAAUAAAUAAGCAAGAUUGCUUUGUUGAUAGACUUGCUGUUUGUGAAGAUUUCAGUGGCUGUAAUACGAAAAGUUCUUGGAUUGCUAAAGAAGAAAACUCUCUUAUAUCUGAGAUUAAAGAAAUCCCAGAAAGAUGCCAUGAAAAUAGGACUGAAUGUGAAGAGAUCACAACCUGUCCCACACCAGAGUCAACACUUCUAUCUUCUAUUGAGGAGAAGAGACAAGCUUGGUUAAAAUCAUUUAAACCUUGGUUUGAAAUUUUCAGGCAAAAUCAACAAAAGAAAAUUGUUAAAAGAAAGAGACCUUUGAAAUGCCCAGCCAAUACGAUGCCUCCUCUGAGUACAUUAGAAAUUCUUCAGUGUGGCCCUUGGAAUACGCUACAGCAGGUUACAAACAUUACAUUUCAAGAUUUGCCAGGUUGUAGUCUCUCCACAUUAGCAGAGUGUACAAAUCUUCAGUUUCUAUCGCUUCGACGGUGUGGAUUAACUUCUUUACAGAGCCUGAAUAACUGCAAAAAUCUUAAGUACAUUGAUGUACAGGAAAACCAUAUUGUGACUAUCAACUGUGAAAAUUUGGAAAAUCUCUGUGUUGUUCUUCUUAAUAAAAAUCAACUGAGUUCCUUUCAUGGUUUGGAUGGCUGCAUUAAUAUUCAGAAUCUUGAACUUUCAUAUAAUAAAAUCACUCGAAUUGGUGGUUUAGAAUCUUUGAAAAAUCUUCAGCAACUAAUUGUGGAUCACAACCAGUUGAUUAGUACAAAAGUUUUAUGUGAGACCCCUACUAUUAUAUACCUGGAUUGCUCCUAUAAUCAUCUUACUGAUGUUGAAGGCAUUGAGAAUUGUGGAUUGCUCCAAAUAUUGAAGUUACAGGGAAAUUAUCUCACUGAGCUUCCAUCCUUGGAGAAUCAUGUUCUGCUAAGAGAAUUACACUUGGAUGAUAAUAGCAUUUCAACUGUUGAAGGUCUUUCUUCAUAUUGGCUGCCUUUACUACAAAAUUUUACUAUCUCUCAAAACAGUUUGACAAAAAUUGUACCACUUUUUCAUUUUGUUUCUUUGGAAAAGCUAGAUGUCAGUAACAAUUGUCUUUCUGAUCUUACAAGUGCCAUAAAAUGGUUUGAUGCAUGCUGUUCUCUCCGUGAACUCACUCUCACUGGAAAUCCACUUCUUCAAGAAAUAAACUGGAGACAUUCUCUACUUGAAAUGUUACCUGCUCUAAAAAUCCUCAAUGGUGAUAUGGUAAACUCUCAUUCAGAAAUCCACUCUCAAGAACACUGUCAUCUAGAAUCAAGACAUUUCCGUGUACUUUGUCAGUCCGAAAUUAGAGAAUUCAACUUACUAAUUGAAAAGUACAUCAAUAGAAAAGGGGAUGUAUUCACCUUGGAUGCUGCAGAAAACUUCUGUUAUUAUUUUAAGAAAUUGAUGACACUUAGUAAUGAAUACAGAUAUGCACAUGAACAUGGGGAUAUAAGUAUCACUAAGAGAAAUGAAUCAGAAACCCAGAAAAAUCAUUUGGUCCUUCCAAGCAGUGACUUAAUAUUGCAAGAUGAAGUCUUUCACUAUCGCACAAAUAAACAUAAAGGAGACUCACCAGGAAUUUCUGAGCAAUGGAUGGACCCUUGCUUUAAUCACUCCCCAUUAAGCUGCUCCUCUGCAUGUGAAGCUGUGGAAGAAAGAAGUCAGGAAAAAUUAGUAGGACAGAAGAGAGAAGAGAGUAAGACAAACAGUAUCCCCACUAAAAGAAUUUCAUUCAUGGAAACAGAAGUGACGAAUUCUUUGCUGAGGAAUCACCAAAGUACUGAACAGAGUGAAAAAAUCAGGGCAGCAAUAGUUAUCCAGGCACACUGGCGUGGUUACACUGUGCGCAUGCGGAGCAGUUUCUCUGUACGAAUGCAUACUGCUGCAACAGAGCCCCUGCCAAAUUCCUUCAUCAAUAUUCAAACUGUUUUAAAGAAAGAAAAAAGAAAAAAUACGAUGAAUAUUCAAGAACAGAGGGAGAAGGCUGCUGUUCUUAUUCAGGCAGUUUGGAAAGGCUUUAUUUUGCGAAAGAAAUUGACAACAGCUCUAGAGGCUAUCAAAAAUGAAGAAUCUGAAGAAGAAUAUGAAGAAGUAGAUUUACAGGAUUUUACAUUUGGUGAAGCCGCCUUAGAGAAAGAAUGGCUAGAUUUAGAUUCCACCCGCUUCCCUUCACAAACACUGCUUCUCUCAAACCAGCUGCACUGGCCAAAGAUCUCUGGAACUUUGAAAUAUGAUGAUGCCUCACUUAAUUUACCAAAUCAUCCAGCUCAAGCAUGGCUAUGUAAUGACAAAGAAAAUUGUUUUUCAUCAGAACACACACAAUUAAGUAUCAGAUCAGAAAAUAGCACUUUAUCCUGGACAUCUGAAUCUAGGACCAAUAGAAAGAGUUUACUAAAAUCUGAAAAAGAAGAAAAGAUUUCAGAAGAAUGGGGCUUUAAGGAUAUUUCUACUGCUCAACAAAUGCUGAAGAGGGCACAGAAAAUGAAAUCAAAGAAAUUAAAGAAAAAAUUAGAUCCCACUGUGCGCCUAGCAUUAUUCAAAAACAGUGAAAAUAAAGUUUCUGUUAUAAAAUCACCAAAGCAGACACAGCCCAAAAGAGAUUGCUACUUUGAAGGUAAGGAAGAAGAAUUUAUCUACAAGGAUACUACUGCAAAUGAAAGAUUAGAAAGGAGUAAAGAAUAUACAUAUCAAUGGCUUCACACACAAGUUGGGAUUCAUGCAGCUAGUUCCAGAAAUAUGAAAUGCAAUCACUUCUUGCCUGAGUUAGAUCCAGAUGUACUUAAUGGUGGAAGAGUCCAACUAGUGGCAAGACUUGUAAGCAGAGAAGACACGGAUUUAGACCUUUUUUCCAUGACCAGUGGAAGUGCUUUGUCUGUGAACAGAGAAAAAAAAAGUCAGGCACACAGAUACUCAGCGGGAUCUUCAAGUUGUUCAAUUAAGGGAAUACUUGCACCCAUGAUAACAAAUUCAAGACCUUCUAAAAAAGAACGCAUAUCAUUCCGUGACAAUCCUGUGCAACUCAGUGGUGGAUGGGGAAGUGGCAGAAAGAAGGAGAAAACUUCCAACUAAUCCUUCAAGCUUCAGCAUUCAAAACAUAUGGCAAAUGGUUUAUUUAAAAGAAGUCUGGAUAUCUGGUCAUGUUACCAAUUGAAUACAAAGUUUUAGAGUACUGUGUUUAAUUUGUUUUAUUAUACAUAUUUUACAAUUUUGUUUUCUGGUGCAGUUAUCUUCUUUCCCAUCUAUAAAACAGAGUUUGCAGUUCUUCCUGUGUGCAUGAGGAAUGGCCUCCAGAAAAUUAAUUCUAGAAAUAUCACAAUGGAAUUUGUAUAUUGUUUUUUUAGUUUACAUUUUUAUGACAUAUAUUCAAGAUUGUUUUUGUUACCAAUAAUACAUUUUGAUACUAUGUGCAUAUGAGAAUAUGACUAUAUUUUAUUAACAUUGUUUAGUGCAGUAUUAAUAAUAUAUUAAUAGGCUUGAAUCCAAGAGAUUAUAAUAAUUGGGUAUUUCAAAGACAAAUUAAAAGAGAAAGUAAUUCCAAAUAAUAAAAAUGGCCUUUUUACUUUUAAUUUUAAACCAUCUGAGUUUUAAUAAGGAAACAUGCAAGUUUAAGUUAAAAUGAGAUAUAAAUUUAAUUAAUUAUCAGUUUAAUAAAUUGGAUAUUUAUCUGUUAUGUUUCAUUCAGAUAUAUAUUUUUCUUAUUUAUAAGAGGUAGAUAUUAAUUUUUUCAUCAACAUUAUUCUGGUAAUUCAAAAAUGCUCUCCUCCUUUAAUUUUUGUUAAGGUGCCUUUAAAUUAUAAUUUUAAAAUAUAUUUUCAAAACUCAAAUCUGUUAUUUAGUAAUAUUAAUUUAUUUUAUAAAAUUACCAGUUUUAUUAGUCUUACUAUUAUAAAGUUAGUUUUCUAUUAUAUCUUAGUGUACAAAGGAUCUAUUAGUCUCCUGAGUCAGGAACUCUUUUCACAAAGCCAAAUUCAUUGUUCUCCACUGACUUUUCAUAGCUAUGUUGCUGUGUAAUAAGAUCCAAUGAACUUUAGAUUUUCCUUUCGUUUUUUCUACUCUUUACCGAAACAUUUCAUUUAGAGAUGACUAACCAGAUUGAGAGAUACAUUUAUUUAGCUUGUGUCCCCAUCUACUUAUGGAGUCCUAUUGCAUUUCAAACCUACAAAUCUCUUUGAGAUUUGAUUGAGAUAGAAAUGUUAAUGGGCCUCGAGUUGUCAAUCUAUUUUAAAAAAACACAAAAAUUCAUAUGUUGCAACCUAAAGAUUGAGCUUCACAUGUAGUUGUUUAAUGAACAGCUUGUUAUGUCAAUGUUUCACUCACAGCAUACACAAAUCAGCAUAAUGUAAUGAUGGAAAAUAUUUUAUCUCAGUUAUUGUCAACUGCAGGAAAAAACCACAUUAAAGUUGAUAUUGAUAGGCUUUAUGGUUCAUAUAUUCAAAUCAAUGAGGUGGAAAGGUUAGUAUGAGAAGUGAGAUGCUUAUGAUUAUUUUGUGUUAGUGCCUAAAAAUUAUUUUAAUCUAUAGUUUUCUUAUUCUAUAAUCUGUGUAAUUGUUUCACAAUAUUAGUUGUGCAGAUUGAUAUAGAUGCUCCUAAAUUUGUAGAUUAUGAUUGGUGCAUAUGUUAAUAAAACAGUUUCCUAACUAUGGUGUUAAAUUGGAAGUUCUAUGGUGUUGUUUAUUGUGUCCAGCCUUAAAAUCAUCACUUAAAGAAUUCAGAAUUCAAAUCUAUCAUUUUGUAGCACUAGUUUAGUUGUAUUUUUGAAAAUAGAAAAAAGUAAAACAAAGUUUUAAAAUUUAAUGAAACAUAAAAGAAAUUGAACUAAGAAUAUUUUUCCUACUGUUUCCUUGUGUAUAUUUUUUAUUUGUUCUUUUUAGGUAAACAUGACAGUAGAGUGCAUUUUGACAUAUUAUACCUACAUGAAGUAUCUUAAUAAAUACUUAUCUUUAAGACUCAGGA
Molecule: messenger RNA, 7088 nt
Organism: Sciurus carolinensis (gray squirrel)
Lineage: Eukaryota; Metazoa; Chordata; Mammalia; Rodentia; Sciuridae
Product: ALX homeobox protein 1
Exons: 27
Coding region: 117-5204 (1695 amino acids)
Biological process (GO): negative regulation of DNA-templated transcription; embryonic skeletal system morphogenesis; positive regulation of transcription by RNA polymerase II
Molecular function (GO): RNA polymerase II transcription regulatory region sequence-specific DNA binding; protein binding; DNA-binding transcription activator activity, RNA polymerase II-specific
Source: RefSeq, a predicted model, not a curated record